AUUUUUCUUUAUAUCUAACCGUCAUUUCUGAAGUUGUUGUUGAAGACACUAUUAGAGUUGUCAUUAUUGUCAUUAAUAGAGUUUUCAUUUAUUGCCUUUGGUGUUAUGUCAUGUCACGUCAUCAUUGGAAUUGCUAUAAGGCUAACACUGGUGCUGUAUU
Molecule: messenger RNA, 160 nt
Organism: Racocetra persica
Lineage: Eukaryota; Fungi; Glomeromycota; Glomeromycetes; Diversisporales; Gigasporaceae
Source: the annotation of a GenBank genome assembly